AUGUUCAACAAACUCACCACCGCCGUCGCGCUCCUUGAGAGCUCGUCGGUUCUCGUCUCUGCCUUCCCUCAUAUCGCUCAGCAAGUUGCGGAGCAGAAGCGCCAGAGCAUCCCAACGGUCCCGUUCCCAGAGUUCCCAGGUUCUCCACUCCACGCCUUGUACAACAAGUUCGACCCUGAGAGCCAGCUUGUGUCGACCUCUGGCGAGCACGAGUGGCGCGCACCUGGCCCUGGUGAUAUCCGUGGUCCAUGCGCAGGACUCAACGCCGCUGCCAACCAUGGCUACCUUCCACGUGAUGGAAUUGCCGACUCCCAGUCUAUCAACACUGGACUGUGGGAGGCGUUCGGUCUCGACCACACCGCAACCAUCUUCCUCCAGACUGCCACCAUGUUCUUCGAUGGUGACCCGUUGAGCGGACGAUGGAGUAUUGGAUACCACUCCGACAAGACCAACUCCCUGGGCCUCAUCGGUGAUAUCCUCGGCAACCAGACCGGUAUCUGCGCAUAUGGUCACCUGAAGACUGAAGGAGAUGCCUCCAUCACCCGUGGUGAUUGGCUCGCACCAACGCAGAACAGCAACUGCGCAUCAUACCCAGAGUUCGCCCAGGAGCUGCUCGACCUUGCAAAGGCCCGCACCGGUGGUAACCUCACCCCUCAGGUUCUUGCUGAGCACCAGUACAACCGCAAGCAGCACUCCAUCGCCACCAACCCCAACUAUUUCUCUCCAGCCUACGCAGGUGUCGCCUUCACCUUCGGUGCACACAUGUUCGCCUAUGAGCUGCUUGCCAACCACUCUGCUGAAGAGCCACGUGGUUUCCUCACCCCAGAGGUGUUUGAGUCUUUCUUCUCAUACACCCGCGAUGCCAACAACCAGCUCGUCUUCACGUACGGCCAUGAAAGGAUCCCAGAUAACUGGUACCGCCGUGCCAACGAUGAUGCGUGGACACUCGCCGACAUUGGUAUCUCCACUGCUCAGCAAUGUGCAUCCUACCCAUCCAACUGCCAAGUCGGUGGCAACACUGGUGAGGUCAACUCCUUCAGCGGUGUCGACGCUGGUGACAUCUCCGGUGGCCUUCUGAACAGCUUCGAGGACUUGAGCGACCCAGACCGUGCCAUGUGCUUCAUUGCUCAGGCUAUUCAGGCCGAUGUGCCCAGCUUCUUGGACAACGUCUUCACCGGCGUUGCCCUGCAGAAGGUCCUGGCCAUGAUCCCAACCACUCUUAUUCCAGCUAUCUCGCCAUUCAUGUUGACUUGCCCCAACCUGCCGGCAGGCAAGAGUGUGUUGUCAUACGGGCAGGCAUAUCCAGGCAUGCUGGCCAAGCAGCAGGGACAGAGGAAUCCAUACAAGAACUAG
Molecule: messenger RNA, 1353 nt
Organism: Fulvia fulva
Lineage: Eukaryota; Fungi; Ascomycota; Dothideomycetes; Mycosphaerellales; Mycosphaerellaceae
Product: Dothistromin biosynthesis peroxidase dotB
Exons: 4
Coding region: 1-1353 (450 amino acids)
Molecular function (GO): peroxidase activity
Source: RefSeq, a predicted model, not a curated record